Tricharina praecox is the source of this 1524-nucleotide messenger RNA. RefSeq names its product RING-6. Bases 1 to 1524 code for a protein of 507 amino acids. The record is from RefSeq and is a predicted model, not a curated record. The transcript is spliced from 4 exons. Gene Ontology annotation, cellular component: nucleus. Lineage: Eukaryota; Fungi; Ascomycota; Pezizomycetes; Pezizales; Pyronemataceae. Gene Ontology annotation, molecular function: DNA binding.
AUGACUAAAAAGAAGAAGCGACAGAACCCCGAAAUCGACGAGCUGCUGGCGCGUCCAUGGUGCUACUACUGCGAGCGCGACUUCGACGACCUGAAGAUUCUAAUCCACCAUCAAAAGGCGAAGCACUUCAAGUGUGAACGAUGCGCGAGGAGGUUAAAUACCGCCGGCGGUCUGCGCGUGCACAUGGAACAGGUUCACAAGGAGACGCUCGAGCAGGUCGAGAAUGCGCUGCCCGGUCGCGAAUCGAUCGACUUGGAGAUCUUCGGCACCGAGGGUAUUCCCGAGUCCGAGGUCGCUGCGCACAACCAACGCAUCAUGGCCGACUACGCACAGAAGGAGGCCGAUCGGAGGGCGGCUUCGGGACAAUCCAACGGGCCAAAGAAACCAAAGAUCGAUAUCUCGAAGGAACUCGAUCCGGAAGAAAUCAAGCGGAAACUCGAGGCGCAUAAGAAGGCGAUGGCCUCAGGGGGUGCAACGCCUGUUACGCCGGUUGGUGCCAGUAUGAGUCCUGGUAGAAGUCAGAGUCCUGGGGGAUUUGACGCUCAUGCUUCUCCACAGGUGGCGCCGCCGCAAAUUGCUUAUCCGCAGGUUACCAGUCCUCCGUUCCAGCAGGGCCAGUUCGGGAUGCCGCAGCCUAAUGCGUUUCAACCACCGCCGAACGCGUUCCAGCAGCCCCCGAAUGCAUUCCAGCCUCCGCAAGCGAACGCGUUCCAGCCCCAGCCAUACGGUCAGCAGCCUCCCCCCAAUGCCUACUCCGCCCCUCCAUACGCACAGCCUUACCAGCAGCAACCGCAACAGCCUCCCGCUCCAUUUGGCCGUGGUGGCCCUCAGCCGCCGUACAAUGGUUAUCAGCAACCGUCUGCUGCCUAUGGUGCGCCGCCGUUCAAUAACCCUCCUCACAACCAGUUCCAGCAAGGACCUCCUCCUCACAUGCAGCAGCGUCACCAACCACCACCGUCACUCCCGCUACCACACCAGAUCCCUGGAUUGCCGCCAAAACCAAACGUUGCGGGGCUGCCACCACGACCUGCGUUCACGAACCCUGCCGGUGGCUUCGGUCGAGGCCAUGCAUCCGGGCCACCACCUGGACAAUGGAGUCCGCCUGUCCCGCAGCAGCAGCAGCACCAUGACUUCAGUCAACAAGGGGCACCUCCGUAUGCCCAGAGUCAGCCUCAGCAGUUUAGCGCUGGUUACAGUCAUUCCCACCAACAACCACCACACCAGCCCUACGGCGGAUUUUCGUCCAGACCUGGCCCGGCCAAUGCUACACCGUUAGGACCACAGCACGUAUUGCCGCCAAGAACGGAAGUUCAACCAGUCUCUGACGCGGCAUCCGGUAUCCCAAUACAGCCUACACCCGAAACGCCUGCCGAGAAGAAGGAAGAUGUACCAGUCGUUAAGCCUAAACGUGAAACGAAGCUGGUUUACGGUGAUAACGACGUUAGCCCGGAAGAGAAACGAGCGUCACUCGCCCGCUACCAAGUCGCACCGAGCGCCUCCGCCACGGUUACAACCUCGGCUUAA